This is a messenger RNA of Durio zibethinus, 2741 nucleotides long. NCBI's taxonomy places the organism in Eukaryota, Viridiplantae, Streptophyta, Magnoliopsida, Malvales, Malvaceae. The record is from RefSeq and is a predicted model, not a curated record.
UAAAUUCCCUUCUCCCGGCUAUGCUUCCUUCCAACAAAAAGUCACGUAUCUCCGUAAUUCGUUGCCCAAAACGAGGCGAUAUUUGUCUUUUUACGAUUACCCCGCAAUUCUUACCCGAGCGGUUUUUUGCAUAAACGAGAAGAAAGGACUCGAGGAAGCUCUGCUCGCACGAUGCGUGGUGCAGUAGUGAAACGACCAAGAGAUGGCUAGCGAUCCUUUCCCUCUGCUUUUCUUCGAAAUGGCGUUUCUCGCAUUUCAUGGUUUAUAGAAAAACCAAACCCUAACAAUCCCUUUCUCUCUUCUUUUUGGCUUAUUUUGCGGUAAAUAUAUUCAGAGAUAGGGAGAGAUGGGGGAGUUAUCGAAGGUGUUGUAUAUAGUUGUGAUGGACGAAGGUGAGAAGACAGAGGAGACGUCGUCGUUUCGAUACACGCGUCCCGUUCUUCAGAGCAGUCUCCAACUCAUGGGCUGCAAGGCUCGUCAUGCCUUCAAGAUUAGCCAAAGGGUUUUUGAAUUGAUAAGAAGUGAACCUUCUUAUAACUCUUUACUUCAAUUGGGAAGUGAUACAUUGAAUUCUGAUGGUUUGAAAGGAAACUCUGAGAAGGAAUAUGUUCAUCCUGCCAACGGUGACUUCCGUAGAGCAGAGGCGGGCAGCCGUUUAGUUUCUGACAAAGAUGAUAGAAAUAGGAGUGUACCAUUUGAGUUGUACAAAAGACGUACAUCGAUUAUUGUUAAAAGAGAAGCUUUCUUAGAUGUUGUCUGUGAUGCUCUAGCUGAAUAUAAGUAUGUAGGUCCAAACCAGAGGGCUGACUUGAUUUUGGCAUGCAGAAUCCGGGAGAGGAAGGAAUCUGUAACUGUGCUGUUGUGUGGCACUAGUGGUUGUGGCAAAUCUACUUUGUCUGCUUUGCUGGGUAGCAGGUUGGGAGUUACAACUGUGAUUUCAACUGAUUCAAUUCGUCACAUGAUGAGGAGUUUUGUAAAUGAGAAGGAAAAUCCUCUACUCUGGGCUUCAACCUACCAUGCUGGGGAGUGUUUGGAUCCUGUGGCAGUUGCAGAAGCGAAGGCUAAAAAAAAGGCAAAAAAAUUGGCAGGCAUUGCUCAAUCACUUCCUAAGGGUGAGCUAGCUGAUGGUUCUUCAGCUGGCAAGUCUGAUGCCCCACCAAUGGAGAGUGGUUCUACUGGUACUGAAUUGAUUGGUCUGAAACAAAUGGCUGUUGAAGGAUUCAAGGCACAAAGUGAGAUGGUCAUCGACAGCCUAGACAGACUGAUUACUGCAUGGGAAGAGAGGAAAGAGUCUGUAAUUGUUGAGGGUGUACACCUAAGCCUUAAUUUUGUUAUGGGGCUUAUGAAGAAACACCCUUCAAUUAUACCAUUCAUGAUAUACAUUACGAAUGAAGACAAACACUUGGAAAGAUUUGCAGUUCGUGCAAAGUACAUGACAUUGGACCCUGCAAAAAAUAAGUAUGUGAAGUAUAUAAGGAAUAUCAGGAAGAUACAAGAUUAUCUGUGCAAACGAGCUGACAAGCAUUUGGUCCCCAAAAUAAACAACACAAAUGUGGACAGAAGUGUGGCGGCCAUACAUGCAACAGUUUUCAGUUGCCUCCGCAGGCGUGAAGCUGGGGAGCCACUUUAUGAUCCUAUAACAAAUAAAGUUGCUGUGAUUGAUGAGGAAUACUGGAAUCAGUGUGCUGCCAAUUCACUGAGUUCCAAGGGAAUGUUUCAGUUGAUCCAGAGGAAUGGUUCUUCUAGGCAACUGAUGGCUCUUCUUAACACCGAUGGAUCUGUGGCAAAAGCUUGGCCAGUUCAAUCAGUUGAUAGUAAUGGAAGGCCUAUCUCUAGCCAUGGGAUUGAAGGUGGAAUAGGCAUUCCCUUGUAUGGACCUUUAAAAAUUCACAAGGCCGAACCCGUUAAUCUUCAAUUUGGUCACUUUGGAAUUAGUGCCUGGCCUAGUGAUGGUGGCACAAGUCGUGCUGGAAGUGUAGAUGAGUCAAGAUGUGAUGGGACUGAUAAUGGCAGUAGAUACCAAUCUUCUUGCUGCAGCUCACCCAGGAUGUCCGAUGGUCCUUCAAAGGAGUUAAAGGAGGAAAAUUCAGUGUAUGGCAGUGAUGAAGAAGUUGAUGAUCCACCUGAGGUAGACAGUGAUGAAGAUUUUAGUGAUGAUGGUGACAAACAUAUCCAAGAAGAGGUAGGCUCUGUUGAUGAAUGCUCAACAAAGUCAGAUGAAGAGUAUGAUGAUCUGGCAAUGCAGGAUGUGCAGGAGAAUGGCUACUGGUCAGAUGAUGAACAAGAACCUCGUGGUAAGGUAAUGACAUUUUCUGGGGACCAAGCAACCCGUACAAGGGGGGAUAAAUAUAACAAGAAUUUAGACCUUUUCUUAAAAAGUAGAGGUGAAGAGUUUUCUAAGCCACUAUGCUCUUAUUCUUCGCUGCUUGUAGGGAAGGAUGAGAGAGGAUUGGCACCCAUAAGCAAUGUUAAAACUAGGAAACGCUCCCUCAGCAUUCCACCCUUGGGGAAACAUGGAUCAAUAAUCAGUGAUCCCAUACUUUCUGGGGCCCCCUCAGUGUGAUGCUCGUUAUGGUUGCCUGACUGGGAAAUGGCAAAGAUGAUUUAAUGUUGAUUUUUGUUUUUGGAUAAACACCAUGAGCAAGCAAACUUUGGGUUUAAACUGCAAAGCUUGUGUCCGCUUGAGCCAAUUAGGGAAGUAAUAAGCAAGUCUGCAGCUGUAUAUAAUUAUUUAGAUUCAA